AUGCGUCGAGCAGAUAUUAUGGUCUCGCGAGAUAAUCCACAACAUUUACAUCAACAUCGUUUAAGCGGUAUGAUUAGUGCUAACCCCGCCGAGGAUGAAGCCACGACAAGCACAAUGAUUGAAAAUCCACAUACGCAUCAUCAUGCCGAAAAGGAUGAACUCUUGUACGAGAAAAAGAAGAGUGUGAUCAUCUUGUUGGGAAGAUUACUAUUGAAAUGUGGGUGUCCUUGUCAUCGAGUGGAUGAAGCACUUCAACAUACUGCUAAAUUAUUAGUUUUGGACGCUUCCUUUUCCUUCCUUCCCGAUUCGGUCUUGAUUACUUUUACCAAUGCAAGCGAUUCACAGUCCAUCAUGGUGAAAUCCCCUCAAGGUUUUGAUAACGGCAAAAUCGUCAAAAUCAAUGAUAUCAUGAACAAUUUUUAUAGAGGUGAAAUCGAUCUAGAUCGUUGUCUAGUUGUACUUCACGAGGUUGCAACAGCUCCACCCACCUGUGGAUUAUUAUCCACUUUAAUUUUCUUUACGGCUAGUAGUUUUACAGCAUCAGCCAUGAUGUUUGGUGGUACUUGGAUCGAUGCUUGUAUAAGUGGUAGUCUAGGCCUGAUGGUAGCUAUUCUCUAUAUCUUGUCUGGCUAUUUUCCGAUUUAUGCUCGUGUCUUUGAAAUAUCUGCUUCUGUACUAGUAGCUCUUAUCACGCGGGCUCUUCAUAAUUACUGCUGCUUUACUAGUGUUGCUAUGUCGUCUAUUUUGAUCCUAUUACCUGGUUAUACAAUGACGGUGGGCGUGGUAAAAAAGAUUAGAUCUUUUUUUUAA
Molecule: messenger RNA, 810 nt
Organism: Mucor mucedo
Lineage: Eukaryota; Fungi; Mucoromycota; Mucoromycetes; Mucorales; Mucoraceae
Exons: 1
Coding region: 1-810 (269 amino acids)
Biological process (GO): transmembrane transport
Molecular function (GO): transmembrane transporter activity
Source: RefSeq, a predicted model, not a curated record